AGUCACCGUAGUCCUGGCGACUGUUACCCACCAACAACAACGGCUCCGCUCCGACUCCGCCGCCGCCGCCGCCGCCUCCUCCUCCUCCUCCCGCCGCGGCUCCUCCUCACCCCCGUCCUCCUCCUCCUCCUCCUCCUCACCCCGCGGCGCCUCAGCCUCGCCCACCACCACAACCAGCAGCCCGAGCAGCGGCGGCGCCCCGGCAGCCCCCCUCAGCCCAGAAACGACAAUGCAGACAUCAGAGACUGGUUCGGACACAGGUUCGACAGUGACUUUACAGACUUCUGUAGCUGGCCAAGCAGCCGUGCCCACCCAGGUGGUACAGCAAUUACCAGUGCAACAACAGGUUCAGCAAGUGCAAACGGUGCAACAGGUCCAGCAUGUCUACCCAACGCAGGUGCAGUACGUGGAGGGAAGUGACACCGUCUACACCAACGGAGCUAUACGAACAACCACGUAUCCUUACACAGAAACUCAGAUGUACAGCCAAAACACUGGAGGGAAUUACUUUGAUACCCAAGGCAGUUCUGCACAGGUGACUACUGUGGUCUCUUCUCAUAGUAUGGUGGGCACUGGAGGCAUUCAGAUGGGCGUCACGGGAGGACAGCUCAUCAGCAGCACGGGAGGAACCUACCUGAUUGGCAACUCCAUGGAGAACUCUGGCCAUUCCGUGACGCACACCACGCGCGCCUCCCCAGCCACAAUUGAAAUGGCGAUUGAGACACUGCAAAAGUCUGAUGGUCUGUCCACUCACAGAAGCUCUCUUCUCAACAGCCAUCUCCAGUGGCUUUUAGACAACUAUGAAACAGCAGAAGGAGUGAGUCUCCCCAGAAGCACCCUCUACAACCACUACUUGAGACACUGUCAAGAGCAUAAAUUGGACCCAGUCAAUGCUGCCUCUUUUGGAAAACUAAUAAGGUCAAUUUUCAUGGGCCUACGAACCAGAAGACUGGGCACCAGGGGGAACUCCAAAUAUCAUUACUAUGGGAUUCGUGUCAAGCCAGACUCCCCUCUCAAUCGGCUACAAGAGGACAUGCAAUAUAUGGCUAUGAGACAGCAACCCAUGCAGCAAAAACAAAGGUACAAGCCUAUGCAGAAAGUGGAUGGAGUCACAGACGGUUUCACGACAAGUGGUCAGCAGACAGGCACAUCUGUUGAACAAACUGUAAUUGCUCAAAGUCAACAUCAUCAACAGUUUUUGGAUGCGUCUCGAGCACUUCCAGAGUUCGGAGAAGUUGAAAUCUCUUCUCUGCCAGAUGGGACUACAUUUGAGGAUAUUAAGUCAUUGCAGAGUCUCUAUCGAGAGCACUGUGAGGCAAUAUUGGAUGUUGUAGUGAACCUUCAGUUUAGCCUAAUAGAAAAAUUGUGGCAGACUUUCUGGCGCUAUUCUCCCACAACAACAACCGAUGGCACUACUAUUACUGAACCAAGCAAUCUGAGUGAAAUAGAAAGUCGACUUCCGAAAGCAAAGCUGAUUACUCUGUGCAAAAAUGAGUCAAUUCUGAAAUGGAUGUGUAACUGUGACCAUGUGAUGUACCAGACUUUGGUGGAGAUUCUCAUUCCUGACGUCCUUAGACCUAUUCCUAGUGCCUUGACCCAAGCCAUUCGCAAUUUUGCAAAAAGCCUUGAAGGUUGGCUUUCCAAUGCCAUGAACAAUAUUCCACAGAGAAUGAUUCAAACCAAGGUUGCCGCUGUAAGUGCCUUUGCUCAGACUCUGCGAAGAUACACAUCUCUGAAUCAUCUGGCUCAGGCAGCGCGGGCUGUUCUGCAGAACACUUCUCAAAUCAACCAGAUGCUCAAUGACCUCAACCGUGUCGAUUUUGCCAAUGUCCAGGAGCAGGCUUCCUGGGUGUGCCAGUGUGAUGACAACAUGGUGCAGAGGUUGGAAACAGAUUUCAAGAUGACUCUUCAGCAGCAGAGCACUCUGGAGCAGUGGGCGGCCUGGCUGGACAACGUCAUGAUGCAAGCCCUGAAGCCCUACGAAGGAAGGCCAAGUUUUCCUAAAGCAGCGCGGCAAUUUCUCUUAAAGUGGUCUUUCUACAGCUCAAUGGUUAUUCGAGAUUUAACCCUGCGCAGUGCUGCUAGCUUUGGUUCUUUUCAUCUGAUCCGUCUGUUGUAUGACGAAUACAUGUUUUACUUAGUUGAACAUCGUGUUGCUCAAGCCACAGGAGAGACACCUAUUGCAGUUAUGGGAGAAUUUGGUGAUUUAAAUGCUGUGUCUCCUGGAAAUAUGGACAAAGAUGAAGGUAGUGAAGUUGAAAGUGAGAUGGAUGAAGAGCUGGAUGACUCCGGAGAGCCGCAAGCCAAGAGAGAGAAGAGUGACAUGAGCCAGGCCUUCCAGGUGGGCUGCCUGCAACCCGUCCUGGAGAGCGGAGUGCAGCAGAGCCUGCUGAGCCCUCUGCACAAUGAGCACAUUGUGACAGCCACUCAAACUAUCAGACAAUGCAGUGCCACUGGAAACACAUAUACUGCAGUCUAACAGAUAUUAAAGCUCUUUUUUUUCCAGAAUAUAUUAGCCCUGUUGAUGUUGGGCUUAUCAUGGGGGAGGGGAGGGAUGCAAAAAAAGAAGUCUGAAGGUCGACUGUUGUCAAAUUUUAUCUGUGCUUGAACAUUACUUUUACUGGAGUUGUGAAAUGAAAUGAGUGUAUGUAUUUCUCCAGGUCUCUUUUGGAAAAGAAAAAAAAUAUUGGUAAAUACAAUCAUUUUACACUGGCCGCUUAAUAUAAAGAGUUUUCUUAGUUUCAAGAGUCAAGAAGCGUUUUUGAGAAGCUUAAUGUUAAUGUUUUUGUCCUCUUUAUAAUUAAAAGUAAUUUAAUUUUUCAUAGUUUUUACAAAAUAUUUUAAUGUUAACUGUUAGUCAUGGUGAUUUCGUAUAAAUAGGGUUUUAAUUAAUUGCACUCUGAAAUAUCAAGAAUUUUCCUCUUUGAUUUACACUGGAGGCCUGCUCAUUUGACAGCCGCUGCAUUAAACUUGUUAUAGAAAGGCAGCUUUCAUUGGACAGAACUGGAAGAUGCUAUUUUGAUACAUUUCAGAGUGUUCAGGGGUUAUAUUGGAAAAUUUAUUAUGACGCUAGAGAACAUAGACUGUCGUCUUUCUCAGAGGAAGAGCGAUUCUCACGGUUGCAGGAUAAAUGAGAGCUCUGAUCACAUGUGGUAAUGUGUACUUAAUUCCUGUACACAUAACACCAUUACAGACAAUGCAAGCUUCCUCUUGGAAAAAGAAUCAGUUAUUUGCGUACCAACUCCUCUCUUUUAAGACUACUGAUUUCAGGUGCCGUCUGCCCAAGCAGCCGACUCUGUGCAACCUCCGCUGGUUUCAGUCGAGCUUGCACCAGAUUCGGAACUGUGCUGGGGGGGUGAUGCACCUCGUAAACACAGGGGACCACCACCCAGAUGCUUUCUGCUCUUCAGUGGGACUGUCGAUGCUUGAGACUGAAGCUAGGAAAAGAAAAGGAAAGCAUCUUGAUUAUUAUUUUUUAAGUGUACGUACUACUUAUGCUGAACUGGACAUGCAGGAAACCAUUCCUUUCAGAUGACUUUUUUUAUUCCAUGUCCUUUUCCCCGUGAUAGUUCAAUCUGCUGCUCUUGUUAAAGAUAGUUUAUAGGAUGCAAGGAAUGUAGCAACCUGCAUUGUAACUUUGCUCAAAAUAAUUCCUGGUUCUUAAGUGGAUUUCAUUUUAUACAAAAAUGUCUAAAAGGCAGUGAAACUGGCACAUGUCACUUGUACUUAUUUCCCAAUUGCGUAGAAUUUGAAUAGGUGGCUAGACGGACCAUUGCCAUUUAAGAAUGUACAUCAGGGAUCACUGUACCUCGGCUAUUACAUGGUGCCUUAAACAGAACUGAAGCUAAGAUUUUCUUGUUAAUAACUCUUGCAUUGAUUCAGCAAAGUGUGCCUGUCUUCUUUCUUUCUUUCUUUCUUUCUUUCUCCCCUCCUCCCCCAAGUCCCCAAACAGUAGAAGGGCAGGUUACAGAGUUUUCAAAAAUCAAGAUUUUCUUUAUUUAUUUAUUAGAUACACUAUCCCGCUUAGAGUGACGGCAUAUUUCUUCUUUAUAGCUGAAUUUCACUUUAUUACUAAUCAGAUUUUCUUGGUGGGGAGGGGAGUGUAUGAAAAACAAAACUAGCUUUAACAAUGUCAAAGGUCAACAAAAUAGGUUAGCCAAUUUCCAAACAAGAAUUUAUAUAUAUUUCUAAACCCUUAUCUACUUUUAAUUUUUAAAAAGUAAAGAAAGCAAAACUUUUUAAAGCAGCAUAUAGUUACAAUUUGUGCACAUGUGUGUGUGUGUGGGGGGGGUCAGCCUGCUGUUUCAUUUACUGGUUAAAUCAUACUAUAUGGGCUUUUUUUGUUUUGCUUUUGUCUAAUGACCUGUUACAAGUAUAAUGGAUUAAACAUGUCAUUGGUUGAAAAUAUACCUGAAUUUCCUUAGUUUGA
Molecule: messenger RNA, 4429 nt
Organism: Zootoca vivipara (common lizard)
Lineage: Eukaryota; Metazoa; Chordata; Lepidosauria; Squamata; Lacertidae
Gene: RFX3
Product: regulatory factor X3
Biological process (GO): regulation of transcription by RNA polymerase II
Cellular component (GO): nucleus
Molecular function (GO): DNA-binding transcription factor activity, RNA polymerase II-specific; RNA polymerase II cis-regulatory region sequence-specific DNA binding
Source: RefSeq, a predicted model, not a curated record